Molecule: messenger RNA, 685 nt
Organism: Medicago truncatula (barrel medic)
Lineage: Eukaryota; Viridiplantae; Streptophyta; Magnoliopsida; Fabales; Fabaceae
Product: 40S ribosomal protein S20-2
Exons: 3
Coding region: 105-473 (122 amino acids)
Biological process (GO): translation
Cellular component (GO): ribosome; small ribosomal subunit
Molecular function (GO): structural constituent of ribosome
Source: RefSeq, a predicted model, not a curated record
UUAAAACACUUCCUUCGUUCAAUUUCUGUCUCCUUUGAUUCACCAGCUGCGGCGCUCUAGUACAUACAUAUUCACAUUCAGUGUGUAUACUCUGAACAAACAAAAUGGCGUACGCUGCGAUGAAACCCACCAAGCCUGGUUUGGAGGAAUCUCAGGAACAGAUCCAUAAGAUUAGGAUCACCCUUUCCUCCAAGCAUGUCAAAAAUCUCGAGAAGGUUUGUGCCGAUUUGGUUCGUGGUGCUAAGGAUAAGCAUCUUAGAGUGAAGGGUCCUGUUAGGAUGCCUACUAAGGUUCUUCAUAUCACUACUAGGAAGACCCCUUGUGGAGAAGGUACCAACACCUGGGAUAGAUUUGAACUCCGUGUGCACAAGAGAGUCAUCGACCUCUACAGUUCCCCAGAUGUUGUUAAACAGAUUACCUCUAUCACCAUCGAACCUGGCGUCGAGGUUGAGGUUACCAUUGCAGAUGCUUGAUCUUGAUCCCAUUUCUAACUUGUUAUGUCUGCUGUUUCUUUUUUGCCCUCUGUAUUUUUGAUAGUUUUGUUAUUUGGGACAAACUUGGCUUGUUUUCUUUAGUUUUUGGUUCUGGACAUAGAUGAGCACCUCGAGAUACUUCAUAUUUGAUGUUUCAGAUUCUUGUUGAAUAUUUAUUUUGAUAUAUCAAAAAUUCUUAUCUUUUAUGCUCA